UAUCUUAUAUCAUGUCGCUCUCCAACGACCCAGGCCAUUACUUCCAAACGACCUCGGCACUUGAGGAGACGGCUCGCAAGGCUGUCAAGUCGAAGAACACAAAGGGCAACCCCACCAAGCUUCCAUCCAAGAUCCUCGCCAUCAUCGCGGAUCCUCAGGAUGAGCACCAUGUCUACGUAGCUGAAGCUGCAGGCAGCGUGAAGCAUAUCAAUAUUGAAACUAGCAAAGUCAUUGCUACUUUUUCCGGCCCCACGGCUCCCCUGACCUCUAUCGCCGUGUCACCAAAGUCCGGUACGCUGUUCGCGGGCUGCUGGGACAAGUCGAUAUGGUCGUGGUCACUCUCAUCUCGGAAAGCGUCCACCCGCUUUCAAGGCCACAGUGAUUUCGUCAAGGCUAUCAUAUCCUUUACUUUGAAUGGCAAGGAAGUUCUCGUUUCAGCCUCUCAGGAUGCGAGCAUCAUAGUGUGGGACGUAGCUGCAGGAAAGAAACUACAUACACUUAAAGGACACACACGGGGUAUCCUCGCUCUUGCGCUGGACCCGGUUGAUUACGAACCUGGGAAAGACGCCAUCACGGUCUUCAGUGCCGGAAGCGAUCGAGAAAUCAGACGUUGGCAGAUUGCAUCUUCCUCGGCUCAUGAAAUCCAGCCGUCACCAAUCAUUUCCCACGAGACCAGUAUCGACGCUCUGUGUUUCGACACUGACGGUGAUCUAUGGACCGCAUCAGCAGACAAGACGGCAAAAUGUCUAUCUAGAGGCCGAGAUUGGGAAGAAGAUUCCAAGUUUGAACACCCGGACUUUGUUCGCGACGUCGUGAUUGACGAAGCUGGCGGGUGGAUCGUGACUGCAUGCAGAGACGAAGAAGUCCGUGUAUGGGAGAGAGCUAGCGGCAGGUUGCACCAUACCUUUAGUGGGCACUUUGAAGAGGUCACAGGACUUCUCUUGAUGGGACAGCGUCUAAUCAGCGUCAGUAUCGACGCCACAGUGAGACAGUGGAGCCUGAAGCCACAAGACCUUGCCAAGUCCAUUGAGGAAGCUGAGAAGGAACGACUUGGAGAAGAGACAGCAAAGGAGCCAGAGCGAAAAGAGAGUCUAUUGACCGUGGAAGAAGAAGCGGAGCUCGCUGAGCUCUUGGAAGAUAGCGAUUAGACAUCGACUAGCGAGCCGACGACCGGACAUGCGUUACCAAGGUUUGCUGGGAAAUUUCGAUCCCAUUUGUCCGGUCGGGCCCCUCUAGGUAAAUUUCGAAGCGAGAUGACUGGCUGAGACAGUCAUGUUCCCUCCCACACUCCGGCGGUGACUAGCUCAAGGAUGAACUUGUCUAGCUUUGCAACUGUAGCUUAGGCUACACACCUUCCAUCUUUACGAGGGAUUCUCGGUCUACGAGAAGCAUCAAGGUCGCCCUGCUCACAGCUCAAUUUUAGCGCCAAUGUUCGUCCUGGGUCUGGAGACAGUUUAUCUGUCCUCACGCUGGUCGUCUGAUGCCGGAUGUGGAACGGAAUCAUGGUUGACUUCCCUGUCUCUAUGAAGAGAAGCUUGGUAU
Molecule: messenger RNA, 1542 nt
Organism: Bipolaris maydis ATCC 48331
Lineage: Eukaryota; Fungi; Ascomycota; Dothideomycetes; Pleosporales; Pleosporaceae
Product: WD40-repeat-containing domain protein
Molecular function (GO): protein binding
Source: RefSeq, a predicted model, not a curated record